This is a messenger RNA of Hibiscus syriacus, 2192 nucleotides long. RefSeq lists its product as uncharacterized. The record is from RefSeq and is a predicted model, not a curated record. The transcript has 6 exons. Bases 105 to 1061 code for a protein of 318 amino acids. Lineage: Eukaryota; Viridiplantae; Streptophyta; Magnoliopsida; Malvales; Malvaceae.
GAGUCAGGCUAAGGCCUCAGAGAGAGAGAGAGAGAAGGGGAGAUUAGCGGACACCCCACACGGUCUGUGAAGGAGAAAAAAGAGAAGGGGGGAAAUCUUCAAUCAUGCCAUCAGGUUCUAAGAAGAGAAAGGCUGCCAAGAAAAAGAAGGAACAAGCUGCCACCAACAUCGAUUCAUCUCCUAAAAACAUCCCACAUGGAAAUGGGGAUCCAAUAAGCCAAGAUGAAAGGGAAAGUGAUGGCGGUGAUGUUGGUUCCCCUGCAUCUCAGGGUGACUACAAUCACCAGCAUCCAUUCAAUCAGAGUGAAGAAGAAGGGAAAAGGGAGCAUUCACCUAUUCAGUUACAUGCAGCCGAGGAGAAGUCUGCGGAACAGGUCAUUGGGAAUGCGGAAAACACCGUGAUAUUAGGAUCGAAUGAUGUUGUUGCUGUUAAAAUUGAAAAAGAGUGGGGACCUGAGGAGAAUCUUGAGAGCACACUUGUCACUGUUCAGGACAUCGAGCAUGAUAAGAGCUCUAGUAGCAGUUCUGAUGUUGAGUCUGAAGCCUCUGAGAAGAAGUCAAAAGAUGAAGCCUAUAAUUUUGGUUCUGAAGUGACCGCAUAUGGCAAUGACGAUAAGCCUGUUAGUGUUAUAUCUGAAGAUGUCCUGAAGGUUGUUGAAAAUGCAGCAGUCAGAAAUGUUGGCAGUAAUUCUGCUGCAGGAACUGCCGAUGUUGACAAUUUGGUAAAAACUGCUGUAUCUGUGCAAGAGGAAGUGGAUCAUGCUACAGAAGUUUCUGCAAACAAAUCAGCGUCUGAUGUUGAUCCAGGGUUGAAUGAAAGUGAAGAGAAGUUAUUGCCCUCCUCAAAUGGCAUCUCUAGGUUUGAAAAUGAAGGAAAAAUUUCCUCAUCCUCUGUUACUUAUGCUGAAAGUAGUACUGUGGUGGACAAAACUCAACAUUUUGAAUCCCGUGAUCAUUCUGAAAAGCAGCCUGUUGUUGCUUCAACUCCACCCAUGGUGCAAAGAACCUCAGUGUUAAGUUGCUGUGGAUUGUUUGCUGUUUUUACUGAUUCUGGAAGAUAAUUGCAGAACUCGGUAAAUUUUUUCUUGCACAAUACCUGGAGGCUAUGCAUGAAUCGAUUGCCUCCCUAUUCAAUUAGUGUUCAACUUGUUGAGGGCAUUUGUAUUUUCACCUCACCUCCAUUUCCAAUUUGAAAGUUCAAAAUUUUGCUGGCUCAGGAAACUGUUUUUCAUUUGUUUGUUUCGUGUAAAGUGUCUUGGGGUUUAUGGGUGAGCUUUUUGCGGCUUUGGGAGGUCUCUUUUGCUAUUCCUGAGUGUCCUGCAGCAGUGAUUUCCGGUUGGUUUGACCUUGUGUCUCGACCAUUUGGGGUUUCGUACCAAGAGCCGUUUUGUGGUCCAUUUGGAAGAUGAGGAAUGAGAUCGUAUUUAACAACGGGAAGUUGGAUUUUGCUUUGUUAUCCUUUCUCUCGAGGUAUAGAGUAGCAGCUUGGUUUACCUCAAAAUUUCCAAAAAUGCUGAUUUCUUUUGAUAGCCUAGUGGGGAAUCCUUCAUUAGCUGAUCGUGUUUCGAAUCCCGAUAGGAUCCCUUCAAAUUUGGUGAGCUGAUCUCUGCCUCCAAUCGGUUUUGUUAAAGUGAACGUGGAUGGUGCUAUGGAUAGAAUGUGAUUGAAAGGUGGCAUCGGAGGGUUGCUUAGAGAUGAGAAAGGUGUGGUGUUGGGAUCGUUCUCUGAGAGAGUUGGUUCUGGCCCUUCUAUUCUAGCAGAACUGUUGGCAAUUAAGAGAGGGUUGUUGCUUUUCUUAGAAUCGGGGAUGCCGGUGAAUUGAAGACUUAUUUUAGAAUCCGAUAGUGUUGUGGCUGUGGAUUGGAUCAAGAAUCCUGCUGCCACCACCCCGUUGUUCUUUUCCAUAGUUAAAGAUAUCGCCUCGAUUGUGGUUGAUAAAGGUGUUACUAUUAGGCAUGCGUUGAGAGCAGGGAACUGGGAGGCGGAUGAAUUUGCUAAGUUGGGGAUAGGCUAAUUGGUCGGGGUAUUUUUGUUGCAUUGAGUGUGUUGUAUUUGGGGAACUUUGGUCAUUUUUUAUAAUUGUGUUUUGCUUGCAGUUGGUCGAUUGUCUUUAGGAUAUAGUUUUUAUGAGUUCGGCUUGGUAAUUGCUAUGUUUCUGUAGUUUAUUGUAGCUCAUUGUUGAGGUGGUAGUC